GUCAAUUGAAGGGGCAAGAUUUUGAUUGUCUUAGAUAUCUGAAGAAUUCAUUCAACUAACUUUAGACAUGUUACAGAUGCUUGAUGAUUUUGUGGAUGUGACCAAAGAUGAAAAGCAAAUGAUGCAUCUGUGGAACUCAUUUGUUAGAAAGCAAAGGGUGUUGGCAGAUGGUCACAUCCCUUGGGCAUGUGAGGCCUUUUCAAAGCUGCAUGGUCAGAUGUUUGCCCAAGCACCAGCCUCGUUGUGCAGGUGUUGGAGAUUAUUCAUGAUGAAGCUGUGGAACCAUGGCCUUGUUGAUGCGCGUACAAUUAACAAUUGUAACCUAAUAUUAGAGCAGUUCCAAAGCCAAGACAGUGAUUCUACUAGAAGUUGAAUACCCAUUUGACAAUUUGUUACCAUCUAGCAAUGGAUUUGGUAGAGAUGCAGCUUUGUGACUGGAGCUGCAUCUCGGAAUUUUCAACAUCUGUUUCUCUAAUGUUAUUGUGGCUAGAUGACACUCUUCUGUAUUUUAAGAGUAAUAUAUGCUAAAUUAAUGUUUUAUAGGGGACAUAUAGAGGCAUCUGAUGUUCUAAAUUGGAAAUCAAUGAUUCACAUUGUUCAGAGGCUCUG
Messenger RNA from Solanum stenotomum, 609 nucleotides. RefSeq names its product polycomb group protein EMBRYONIC FLOWER 2-like. The transcript is spliced from 3 exons. Gene Ontology annotation, cellular component: nucleus. The record is from RefSeq and is a predicted model, not a curated record. Gene Ontology annotation, molecular function: chromatin DNA binding. NCBI's taxonomy places the organism in Eukaryota, Viridiplantae, Streptophyta, Magnoliopsida, Solanales, Solanaceae. Bases 68 to 373 code for a protein of 101 amino acids.